UUCUAUUUUAAAACAUACUGCGAAACAUUUUAUUGGAAAAAAUGUUCAUUAUGAUAUUUGUUAUUCUCCUGUUUAGUUUAUUAGUUGCACCUUUCAAAGCUGACGAUUCAGUGAGUGAUGUCUCUUCGUGCAAGGGAGUGUUGUGCCACGACAGAAACACGUGCUUUCACGUCUAUUUUACGUGCGAUAUCUCCAACAGCAUCGACAAUUCAACGGAGGAUUACAGAGAUUACAUGACAUGGUGCAACCAAGAACAAUAUUUCAUAUGUGGCAUCAAUUGCUUUGCGAACUCAUUCCUUUGUGAUGGUUACCUUGAUUGCAAUAACGGAACAGAUGAAAUCAACUGUGAUAACUACACUUGUCGAUCAGAUCAGUACAAAUGCAGUGAUGGAGAAUGUAUUCCCGGUAGAUGGGUGUGUGAUGGUGACAGAGACUGCUCAGAUGGAACGGAUGAAAACGACUGCGUCUACGAAAGAGGCCUCUACCACAGGUGCAGAAACGGUCAACACGUUCGUAAACAGCAAGUCUGCGAUGGAAUAUCUCAAUGCGAAGAUCUUUCAGAUGAAGAAAAUUGCACUAGGAGGCGCUGUAGAGGUUUCUACUGCGGUGGCCAACAAUGCAUUCACUCCAAUUUCAGAUGUGACGGUGAUCGUGACUGUAGAGACGGCAGAGAUGAGCAUGACUGCGGAAAAAACACUUGUGACAGUGAGCGCCAAAUAAUGUGCGACGUGUAUAGAUGUGUGUCAAAAGAUUAUGUGUGUGACGGUGAUUAUGAUUGCUCUGACAGAACAGACGAAAAUAAUUGCGAAAUAAAUGGAAACAUGAAUAUUGCGACGGAAAGAAUACAACUAGAUAACAGGUUGCAGAAGGCUAAAAGAAAACAAUUGCCGAAUAAUAAAAGAUAAUAAUAAAAUUUAUGAAAUAAAACAAAA
This is a messenger RNA of Parasteatoda tepidariorum (common house spider), 932 nucleotides long. RefSeq lists its product as uncharacterized. Gene Ontology annotation, molecular function: protein binding. Gene Ontology annotation, cellular component: plasma membrane. NCBI's taxonomy places the organism in Eukaryota, Metazoa, Arthropoda, Arachnida, Araneae, Theridiidae. The record is from RefSeq and is a predicted model, not a curated record.